Vanderwaltozyma polyspora DSM 70294 is the source of this 8661-nucleotide messenger RNA. RefSeq lists its product as uncharacterized. Lineage: Eukaryota; Fungi; Ascomycota; Saccharomycetes; Saccharomycetales; Saccharomycetaceae. The coding region runs from base 1 to 8661 and encodes 2886 amino acids. Gene Ontology annotation, biological process: flocculation. The transcript has a single exon. The record is from RefSeq and is a predicted model, not a curated record.
AUGCAACUUUCCGGUGUAUUACUUAUCUACUCCAUUUCGACAAGUAACUGUAACCAGUGGAUAAAGAGCUGGGAAACNACUUAUACCACUUCUGUUUUUUCCACUACAACUUUAUGGGGAUUUGAUGGAGAUGAAACUACCCAGAUUUUUUACUUCAUUUAUACUCCGGCCUCAACAGUUUCAAGUACUAUAUUUUAUCCCACAACUAAGAAUGUAGUAACCACUAGAACUACAGUUUCAAUUAAUACUAUUAGGACAGGUGAUAUGUUCAACUUUGGUUUUGAUGUUUUAUAUCAUGUGGUAAUUCCUUUAGAUUUAUUCGUUAGUACUCAGUUUCUAAAAGGAACAAACGAAAAUAUAAAAACAAGCACAGUAAUAACAAGCUUAUCCACAGAUGAUGAUGGUAAUAUAACAAGUCUAACUAUUUUUAUAAUAGAAACACCAGCAUUAUCUCCUUCUACUGUUUUUAAACCAUGGUCAGGAAGUAUCACUUCAACUAUUGCUACUAGCACUUAUGUAACAUUUGAUUAUAUCCAUGAAUUAUUAGCUUCAUGGACACUAACAAAUAUAAUUGUGGCGACCCCAAUUUAUACUUCAACUAUUAUCAGCUAUACACAUUGGACUGGUUCAACUACUGAUACAUAUUCUUCCUAUAUUUCAACAACUACCGAUUAUGCCAAUAUUGAAACAACAGUAACCGUUUAUUUCGUCAGAACUCCUACUAACAAUGUUUUAAGUACUCAAUACUUUGCUCUCUCUAAUGGCAAGGAUGCUACUACAGUUUCUACUAUAAUUACUACAGAAUACGAUAUAGACAAAAAUCCUACCACAUUAACAGUUUAUUAUGUUGCGCUUCCUACCAGCGUUGGUGUGACGACAGUUUUCUCAGCUUGGACAGGAAGUUAUUUGUCGCUAUUUUCUACAUAUGUAUCAACUGGAUUUUUUAAUACAUUGACAUAUUAUUACAUCAUGACACCAGAAGAUAACAUAGUGACAUCGUUUGUCUCGUGGAAGGGUUCUUAUACAUCGACAUUUUUAACUAUAACUACCACAAGUUUCGGAUACUUAGAAGAUUUCUUAGGGGAAUGGGUUCAAACUAUCUUCUUAGUCGAAACGCCAGUUUAUAUACACACUUCAACUACUUUAUUCCCCUGGACCAAUCAAGGAACUAUGACUUAUUCAACUGAACUGUUUCUUAAAACAGGUACAGAUAGCAAAGUUACUACUGAAGUGUUAUACUUUGUAAUGACACCGUAUAGAGUGACGACAACAACCGUGACAACGGGAUGGCAACAGUCCAUAAUAUUAACAUUCAGUACAGCUACUGAAAUUUCCACAGGUAAAGAUGGAGAAUAUACAACAACUAUUAUUUACAUUAUUGGUACUCCAGCUCAUCAAGUUACAUCUACUGACUAUAAAGGUUGGUCGAAUGAUUAUUCGUCUACAUUUUCAACAAUUGUGACUACCUACACAAAUGAAAACAAUUAUGAAGUGAUCGAAACAAUAUAUCAUGUUAAUACACCGCUAAGAUACUCUACAACUACGCAAUAUACAGCAAUUUCUGGUAUUUCAAGUACUUAUACUCUAAAGACUGUAAUUGCCACUGAUUUAGACUCUGAUGGAGAUGAAAUCACUUACAUUACCUACUUGGUGCAAAAACCGAGGUAUGAGUUGACAACUACAAGUUAUUCAUACUGGGAUGAUUUAAGAACGAUGACCCUUUCUUCUUAUCAAACCACGGUUAUUGAUUCAAAUGGGAACGAAACAACGAAAACUAUUUUCUUUGUUUUGACACCAAAAAGACUCAUAACCUCAACAUUCUUCACUUGGUGGAUUGGGGGAACAAAUACCUAUUCAACGUUAAUGACAACUUAUAAGGGAUCUGAUAGCCUAGAAACUACAGAAAUAAUUUACUAUGUCAAAACUCCAAUGAGACAAUCGACAAGUACUUCAUAUUCUUAUUGGAGUGAAAGAAGAAUAGAGACAUUUUCAACUGGUAUUAUUACUACCACUGAUGAUUCGGGAAAUGCUACAACGGAAACUAUCUAUUAUGUUAAUUCCCCUAAUUAUCACUCAACAUCAUAUUCCUUUUAUCGUACAUCCAUACCUGAAACGACAUUUCUAACUGUAACUUCUCUACACACAGAUUCGGAAGGAUUUAUAACUACAGAGACAAUAUAUUUUGUUGCUAAACCACCUAUUAGUAGUAAAUCAACUUCUUUUACAUACUGGAGUAAUACCUAUGAUACAACAAUAUCAACCAUAACAACCGAAUAUCUAGAUGAAUCAAAUAAUAUAUCCAUUCAGACAAUUUUUCUCGUGCAAACCCCUGUACGUGAAAUCAAAAUAACUUCAUUCGAAGGGUGGGAUAGUUCUAGUACAACGACAUACACCACUAUUGUAACAACUAGUACCAAUUCAUUAGGACAAGAAUUUACAUUUACUGUAUAUUAUGUCCAUACCUUACUGCAUCAUCUGACAAAAACAAAUUUCAUUGCUGGAAGUAACACAUUUACUUCAACAGUUUCAACAGAGACUUUAACAAUCCAAGGUUCAAAUGAUGAUCAGACAAUUGAAACCGUAUUUUUUGUAGAAACUCCAAGUAGGAUUAGCAUUUCUACACAUUAUACAUAUGGAAGUGAAGCUUUUACAUCCACAUUCUCAACUUUAGUCAAUACCGUGAUUGAUUCAGAUGGAAAUGCUACAACUGAAACGAUAUAUUUUGUCCAGACUCCUAUAAGUCGUUCUUCAACAACAAUGUUUAUGAUUGGCGAGAAUUCGAAUACAUUAACGUAUUCCACUAUUAUUACAACAAUUAUUGAUAACUUAGGUAACGAAUUAACAGAAACAAUAUUUUUAGUUAUGACCCCUAAGCGAGUUAGUGAAGAGACAUCCUACACAACUGCGUUGGUCAUGAAUAUAAAUACGAAAGCUACAACCACCUCCACAUUUACUGGAACUGACAAUCUUGAAACAACUAGAAUUAUUUAUGUAGUCGAGCUUCCAUUUGACUAUCAACAAUCUUUAACAAAUCACAAUUAUACUACAAUUUCUGAAGAGACAUUAAUUAUUUUAUCAUCUGAAGGAACUUCAUCUUUAUAUGAAGCAUCGUCAAUAUUUCAUAACGGUAUGCCAUCUUCUUCACUUAUUUCUAAUUUCUCGGAGUCAUCACAGUUUUUAGUUUCAAAUGAAAGAACUCCAUCAUCUAUAUCUGAAGAUAAUGAUAACAAAACAAUUUCUUUUAUGCUUACUUCCAUUAUAGAUACAGAAUAUCCAAGUGUUUAUCCAACUUCGCUCAAGUCUAUUAAUUCUACUAAAUCAUUGCAUAGAUCCCAUUUACCUUCAUUGACUGAAAUUUCUAAAUUAAUUACAUCAUCAAAUAAAUAUCCACAUUCCUCUGACAUAUUGUCAGCAGAGGGCAUCCAAUCAAAUAAAAUGAGUAGUUCAUCCAUAAAAAUAGAAUAUUCAACUGAAAAAUUAGCCAAUGAAAGCUCAAUAGUACUUACUACUAAAAUUUGUUUCCCCUACCUGAGUACGUAUUCACGUUAUUUCAUGAUUUAUGCAAAAUAUAAAGCUACAGCAAGAAUUUCCUAUUCUUCAAGCUACUCAUCAAAAAUAAGUGAAUAUCUCGAACCAAGUUCAGACACAGUAAACACAAGAACAAAUGAAAAUAUCAUUACUUACAAUAAAACGUCAAGCCAUUUCAAUCCAACAUCUAAUUCAGUUUCAGCUACUAUUGCUACCGAAUCAGCCUCCAUUAGUUACAACUCUUCUACUCUAAGUGAUUUGAUCAGUAAUUCAGGUUCAGCUACUAUUGUUACCGAAUCACCCUCCAUUGGUUACAACUCAUCUACUCCAAGUGACUUGAUUAGUGAUUCAGGUUCAGCUACUAUUGCUACCGAAUCGUCAUCUGUUGGUCACAACUCAUCUAUUCCAAGUGAUUUGAUCAGUAAUUCAGUUUCAGCUACUAUUGCUACCGAAUCAUCCUCCAUUGGUUACAACUCUUCUACUCCAAGUGACUUGAUCAGUGAUUCAGGUUCAGCUACUAUUGCUAACGAAUCGUCAUCUGUUGGUUACAACUCAUCUACUCCAAGUGACUUGAUUAGUGAUUCAGUUUCAGCUACUAUUGUUACCGAAUCAGCCUCCAUUGGUUACAACUCUUCUACUCCAAGUGACUUGAUCAGUGAUUCAGUUUCAGCUACUAUUGCUACCGAAUCAUCCUCCAUUGGUUACAACUCUUCUACUCCAAGUGACUUGAUCAGUGAUUCAGUUUCAGCUACUAUUGUUACUGAAUCCUCAUCUGUUGGUCACAACUCAUCUACUCCAAGUGACUUGAUCAGUAAUUCAGUUUCAGCUACUAUUGCUACCGAAUCAUCCUCCAUUGGUUACAACUCUUCUAUUCCAAGUGACUUGAUCAGUGAUUCAGGUUCAGCUACUAUUGUGACUGAAUCCUCAUCUGUUGGUCACAACUCAUCUACUCCAAGUGACUUGAUCAGUAAUUCAGUUUCAGCUACUAUUGCUACCGAAUCAUCCUCCAUUGGUUACAACUCUUCUACUCCAAGUGACUUGAUUAGUGAUUCAGUUUCAGCUACUAUUGUUACCGAAUCAUCCUCCAUUGGUUACAACUCAUCUAUUCCAAGUGAUUUGAUCAGUAAUUCAGUUUCAGCUACUAUUGCUACCGAAUCAUCCUCCAUUGGUUACAACUCUUCUACUCCAAGUGACUUGAUCAGUGAUUCAGGUUCAGCUACUAUUGCUAACGAAUCGUCAUCUGUUGGUUACAACUCAUCUACUCCAAGUGACUUGAUUAGUGAUUCAGUUUCAGCUACUAUUGCUACCGAAUCAGCCUCCAUUAGUUACAACUCUUCUACUCUAAGUGAUUUGAUCAGUAAUUCAGGUUCAGCUACUAUUGUUACCGAAUCACCCUCCAUUGGUUACAACUCUUCUACUCCAAGUGACUUGAUCAGUGAUUCAGUUUCAGCUACUAUUGUUACUGAAUCCUCAUCUGUUGGUUACAACUCUUCUAUUCCAAGUGACUUGAUCAGUGAUUCAGUUUCAGCUACUAUUGUUACCGAAUCCUCAUCUGUUGAUUACAACUCAUCUAUUCCAAGUGAUUUGAUUAGUGAUUCAGGUUCAGCUACUAUUGUUACUGAAUCAGCCUCCAUUGGUUACAACUCAUCUAUACCUUCUGGUUCAACUAGUGGAUCUUACAUAUACUAUACUGCAGGUGAAUCCUCAUCUGUUGGUCACAACUAUUCUAUUCCAAGUGACUUGAUCAGUAAUUCAGGUUCAGCUACUAUUGUUACCGAAUCACCCUCCAUUGGUUACAACUCUUCUAUUCCAAGUGAAUUGAUCAAUGAUUCAGGUUCAGCUACUAUUGUUACUGAAUCCUCAUCUGUUGGUUACAACUCAUCUACUCCAAGUGACUUGAUCAGUGAUUCAGGUUCAGCUACUAUUGCUAACGAAUCGUCAUCUGUUGGUUACAACUCAUCUACUCCAAGUGACUUGAUCAGUGAUUCAGGUUCAGCUACUAUUGCUAACGAAUCGUCAUCUGUUGGUUACAACUCAUCUACUCCAAGUGACUUGAUCUGUGAUUCAGUUUCAGCUACUAUUGUUACUGAAUCCUCAUCUGUUGGUCACAACUCAUCUACUCCAAGUGAUUUGAUUAGUGAUUCAGUUUCAGCUACUAUUGUUACCGAAUCAUCCUCCAUUGGUUACAACUCAUCUAUUCCAAGUGAUUUGAUUAGUGAUUCAGUUUCAGCUACUAUUGUUACCGAAUCCUCAUCUGUUGGUUACAACUCAUCUAUUCCAAGUGAUUUGAUUAGUGAUUCAGUUUCAGCUACUAUUGUUACCGAAUCAGCCUCCAUUGGUUACAACUCUUCUACUCCAAGUGACUUGAUCAGUGAUUCAGGUUCAGCUACUAUUGUUACUGAAUCCUCAUCUGUUGGUUACAACUCAUCUAUUCCAAGUGACUUGAUCAGUGAUUCAGGUUCAGCUACUAUUGUUACUGAAUCCUCAUCUGUUGGUCACAACUCAUCUACUCCAAGUGACUUGAUCAGUGAUUCAGGUUCAGCUACUAUUGUUACCGAAUCAGCCUCCAUUGGUUACAACUCUUCUACUCCAAGUGACUUGAUUAGUGAUUCAGUUUCAGCUACUAUUGUUACCGAAUCAUCCUCCAUUGGUUACAACUCUUCUACUCCAAGUGACUUGAUCAGUGAUUCAGUUUCAGCUACUAUUGUUACUGAAUCCUCAUCUGUUGGUUACAACUCAUCUAUUCCAAGUGAUUUGAUUAGUGAUUCAGUUUCAGCUACUAUUGUUACUGAAUCUUCAUCUGUUGGUUACAACUAUUCUACUCCAAGUGACUUGAUCAGUGAUUCAGUUUCAGCUACUAUUGCUACCGAAUCAUCCUCCAUUGGUUACAACUCUUCUACUCCAAGUGACUUGAUUAGUGAUUCAGUUUCAGCUACUAUUGUUACUGAAUCCUCAUCUGUUGGUUACUACUCAUCUAUUCCAAGUGACUUGAUCAGUGAUUCAGUUUCAGCUACUAUUGUUACCGAAUCCUCAUCUGUUGGUCACAACUCAUCUACUCCAAGUGACUUGAUCAGUGAUUUAGUUUCAGCUACUAUUGUUACUGAAUCCUCAUCUGUUGGUUACAACUCAUCUAUUCCAAGUGACUUGAUCAGUGAUUCAGGUUCAGCUACUAUUGUUACCGAAUCAGCCUCCAUUGGUUACAACUCUUCUACUCCAAGUGACUUGAUUAGUGAUUCAGUUUCAGCUACUAUUGUUACCGAAUCAUCCUCCAUUGGUUACAACUCUUCUAUUCCAAGUGACUUGAUCAGUGAUUCAGGUUCAGCUACUAUUGUGACUGAAUCUUCAUCUGUUGGUUACAACUCUUCUACUCCAAUUGACUUGAUCAGUGAUUCAGGUUUAGCUACUAUUGUGACUGAAUCUUCAUCUGUUGGUUACAACUAUUCUAUUCCAAGUGACUUGAUCAGUAAUUCAGGUUCAGCUACUAUUGUUACUGAAUCAGCCUCCAUUGGUUACAACUCAUCUAUACCUUCUGGUUCAACUAGUGGAUCUUACAUAUACUAUACUGCAGGUGAAUCCUCAUCUGUUGGUCACAACUCAUCUACUCCAAGUGACUUGAUCAGUGAUUCAGGUUCAGCUACUAUUGUUACCGAAUCAGCCUCCAUUGGUUACAACUCUUCUACUCCAAGUGACUUGAUUAGUGAUUCAGUUUCAGCUACUAUUGUUACCGAAUCAUCCUCCAUUGGUUACAACUCUUCUACUCCAAGUGACUUGAUCAGUGAUUCAGGUUCAGCUACUAUUGUUACCGAAUCAGCCUCCAUUGGUUACAACUCUUCUAUACCUUCUGGUUCAACUAGUGGAUCUUACAUAUACUAUACUGCAGGUGAAUCCUCAUCUGUUGGUCUCAACUCAUCUACUUCAAGUGACUUGAUUAGUGAUUCAGUUUCAGUUACUAUUGUUACCGAAUCAUCCUCCAUUGGUUACAACUCUUCUAUUCCAAGUGACUUGAUCAGUGAUUCAGGUUCAGCUACUAUUGCUACCGAAUCAUCCUCCAUUGGUUACAACUCUUCUACUCCAAGUGACUUGAUCAGUAAUUCAGUUUCAGCUACUAUUGUUACCGAAUCAUCCUCCAUUGGUUACAACUCUUCUAUUCCAAGUGACUUGAUCAGUGAUUCAGGUUCAGCUACUAUUGUGACUGAAUCUUCAUCUGUUGGUUACAACUAUUCUAUUCCAAGUGACUUGAUCAGUAAUUCAGGUUCAGCUACUAUUGUUACCGAAUCAACCUCCAUUGGUUACAACUCAUCUAUACCUUCUGGUUCAACUAGUGGAUCUUACAUAUACUAUACUGCAGGUGAAUCCUCAUCUGUUGGUCUCAACUCAUCUACUUCAAGUGACUUGAUUAGUGAUUCAGGUUCAGCUACUAUUGUUACCGAAUCAGCCUCCAUUGGUUACAACUCUUCUACUCCAAGUGACUUGAUCAGUGAUUCAGGUUCAGCUACUAUUGUUACUGAAUCCUCAUCUGUUGGUUACAACUCAUCUACUCCAAGUGACUUGAUCAGUGAUUCAGUUUCAGCUACUAUUGUUACUGAAUCCUCAUCUGUUGGUUACAACUCAUCUACUCCAAGUGACUUGAUCAGUGAUUCAGGUUCAGCUACUAUUGUUACCGAAUCCUCAUCUGUUGGUCACAACUCAUCUACUCCAAGUGACUUGAUCAGUGAUUCAGGUUCAGCUACUAUUGUUACCAAAUCAUCCUCCAUUGGUUACAACUCAUCUAUACCUUCUGGUUCAACUAGUGGAUCUUACAUAUACUAUACUGCAGGUGAAUCCUCAUCUGUUGGUCACAACUCUUCUAUUCCAAGUGAUUUGAUCAGUAAUUCAGUUUCAGCUACUAUUGCUACCGAAUCAUCCUCCAUUGGUUACAACUCUUCUACUCCAAGUGACUUGAUCAGUGAUUCAGUUUCAGCUACUAUUGUUACCGAAUCCUCAUCUGUUGGUUACAACUCAUCUAUUCCAAGUGAUUUGAUUAGUGAUUCAGUUUCAGCUACUAUUGUUACUGAAUCUUCAUCUGUUGGUUACAACUCUUCUACUCCAAGUGACUUGAUUAGUGAUUCCAGUUUCAGCUACUAUUGUGACUGA